ACACAGAUCAGGCCGCGUGACGAGACGUCUUUCUGUUGCUCCAAUAUUUGCUGUUUCCUCCUCUAUUUUUUCCACUACUUAUUUAUUCAUCUCUCCUUCCUUCUUUACUCUCUCGGUUUUCUCCACAGCGGAAAGAUUUGAAACCUCGGGGACUCUUCCUCUACUAUGCGAUAGUUUGGUUCCUUGCUCCGUAACUCUCCGCCGCGCCUCGGCAUACAGAGCGAGUGAGGGUGGGCGAGAGAGCUCCGACGCCAAAAUCACCACCAUGACUACUCCCUCUCCGUCUCCGGCUCUCCCGCCGCCGCCACCGCCGGCUUUUCCCGCUGCUGCUGCUCCUCCUCCUCCCGCACUCAACAAAUGCUUCAAUUCCGAUUGUACGGAGAGCAAGUCCAAGAAAGGCUGGCGGCUGCGUUCCGGGGAGCUAGCCGAGCUGUGCGAUCGAUGCGGGACUGCUUAUGAGGAAGGAAGAUUUUGUGAGAUUUUUCACCCGCGUGCUAGGGGCUGGAGGUGUUGUGAGUCCUGUGGGAAGCGUGUGCACUGUGGUUGUAUUGUCUCUGUUAGUGCAUUUACGUUGUUGGAUGCCGGUGGGGUUGAGUGUGUGGCUUGUGCAAAGAAGAACGUAGUUUUGACAUCAAAUCCCGCAUGGACACCUUUCGUUUACCAUGGAUAUUUAUCUGACAGCCUGAAGAACCUUUCAGUUAAAAACUGGAACCAUUUAGCUGGACCAGGUCCGGUGCCAUGGAAACAAACACCCAGUGUGUUCAAUACUUCUAUUCGUCCGACUGAUGCGCAUCCUAGGAUGCCUUGUGAUGUUGGUAGUGCCUCCGAGACACUAUCUUGCACUUCGCAAGAAAAAGGAAAAAUUGAUUAUUUUGCUCAGAGGUCAACGAAUGGGACUUUGAAGCUUAGUUCAAGGGACAAACCUGAGAAUGGUUAUUCAGGUGCAUCUGGCGAGGAACAACAUUCUUCUUCUGUAAGAAAAGAUUUAUCCACCCUGCAAUUUGGCAUGGUUGGAACAAAUGCAUCCGCAAAUGAAGCUAUUGGAAAAUUUGGGUGCUCUGGAGCAACUGUACGAGCGACUUCAUCCCCAAUUGUAAAGCAGCUUUCUGUUACUUUUCAGAAUGGAGGUGAUUCUCCUGUUGAACCUCGUAGUCGCGGGAGGCCCCGGGCAGAUGCCCGUGGAAGAAGCCAGUUACUUCCAAGGUACUCGCCAAGGUUUACUGACGAGGAGCUGGCUCAGAUAUCUGUAAAUUCAAAUUCUAUAAUAACUCCUUUGUUUGAGAAACAAUUGAGUCCUAGUGAUGCUGGACGAAUUGGACGGCUGGUGCUGCCAAAAAAAUGUGCUGAGGCUCAUUUUCCACCAAUCUCCCAGGCAGAUGGUUUACCUCUCAAGAUUCAAGAUGCUAAAGGCAAAGAAUGGAUAUUUCAGUUCCGUUUUUGGCCCAACAACAAUAGUAGAAUGUAUGUUCUGGAGGGGGUUACUCCUUGCAUACAGAAUAUGGGACUCCAAGCAGGUGAUACGGUGACAUUCAGUCGGUUAGAGCCUGAAGGGAAAUUGAUCAUGGGUUUCAGAAAAGCUUCAACAACUCCAUCAUCUGAUCAGGUUGACCUGUCAGACCCUAGUCCAUGGUCUAAAGUUGACAAGUCGGGUUACAUAGCCAAAGAAGUUCUUGAUUUCAAACCUUUGGGGAAAAAGAGGAAGAACAGAAUAGUAGGUUCAAAGUUUAAGCGUCUAAGAUGGGAAAGUGAGGAUAUGAUAGAACUGCAGAUAACAUGGGAAGAAGCACAGGGGCUGCUCCGCCCUCCUCCUGAAAACAUUCCCACUGUUGUAGUGAUCGAAGGAUUCGAAUUCGAGGAAUUUGAGGAUGCACCAGUACUUGGGAAGCCAACACUUUUAGUAAGCGAUGAUGCUGGCCACAAGGUACAAUGGGCUCAAUGUGAAGAUUGCUCAAAGUGGCGAAAGUUACCUGCUAACGCGCUUCUUCCCUCCAGAUGGACAUGUUUGAGUAACUUCUGGGAUCCAGAAAGAUCAUCGUGCUUAGCAGACCAAGAAGUGAGCAGAGAACAGCUCAAAAAUCUGCUUCCACACCCUGAUCUAGCUGAUUUCAAAAAAAUGAAGACUGGUAAAUCAGAAACAACGGGUAACAACAAGGAAGAAGCUUCAGAAGAAGGGCUGGACACACUUGCAAACUUGGCCAUUUUAGGAGGAGAAGGUGGUGGCGAGGAGGCUUCUUCUUCUCAGGCUGCAACGACAAAGCACCCUCGACACAGACCUGGGUACACGUGCAUCGUGUGCAUUCAGCCUCCGAGUGGCAAGGGCCCCAAACACGAGCAGUCGUGCAUGUGUACGGUCUGCCAGACAGUGAAGCGCCGGUUCAGAACCCUCAUGAUGAACCGCUGGGAGAAGAGGCAGCAAAAGGAGGAGAAAAGAGUGGCAGCUGAAGCCAUUGCAUGUAAGAAGCAGCGGCCGCCACUACCAACAACGCACGAUGACCUUGCUGAUAAUGAGGGUGGUUCUCCAGCUUCAGGUCAAACCGCAGAACCCGACCCCACCACCACCGCUGCCACCGGGUCACCUUUCAAAGGUCAAAUAAUCGACCUAAACAUCCAGCCGGACCGGGAGGAAGAGUUUUCAAUACCCUACACACCAAGAGAGCAGCAGCAGAAGGCGGUGUCAUCUUCGACCUCUGCGAGUAAUGAUGGUCAUCGGCAGCAGCAGCAGCAGCACGAGAGAGAGGUAACAUUGCCACCUCCUGGUGAUGAUCCUCUAUCCAGAAGCGACCACGUGGCAACUGAUGACACACCAUCAGUUAUUGAAUUAAGAAGUGCAGCAGCAGACAGAUCUUGCGAUGACAGCAUCUCAUUCGGCAACAGCAUAUGGCUAGCAAAUCGAACAGAAGCCCCUCCUGCUUCUUCUCCUGCCCCAGCUACUACCUGAUACUUUCGACCGGUGGUGGCAACAGCAUCCCUGGAAUGGAAGUCUUGUUGUAGUUUGAUGAUUGUUCGUCCGGCUAGCGUAUCCUGUAUAGCAGCAUUCUCCUCCCAAGGUCUGUACAUAAAGGGGUCAGCAUGGGCUGCUUGCGAUUGAGACAACGGUGAAGAAGGAAAGAUAGAAGGAAAGCCGCGGUAGAAUUAUCAUGAUUGUUUUCCAAUAGUGGAGGGUUUGAUUUACUUGAAUCAUUUUCGGCCUGGUAGUGAGGUUGAAGCUAAGUAGGAGUUUUGACUAUUGUUAGGAACUAGGAAGGGGCUCUCCUCCACCUUCCAUUCAAGAGAAUGUACAUUGUACUUGUCAGUGGGUGUUGUAUUCUUCAGCUUGUUUGCUUGCCAGCAUCCGGUUCCUACCAUCACCAUUGACAAAGCAAGAAAGCAGCAUCAGAAGUAGACUCUCCGGUUAGUAAAAUCGCCAUUGGCUGAGCUCGAGAGCUGCAUUUUCGGAUCUAGACAGGAUCAUCGCGGAUUGAAGGAGGGUAGUGGCGAAAUGUCUCGCUAACUGAUCUCUGUUCAGCUUUGAAGGGGCAACAGAACAGAUAAAGCUCAAGUAGCAGAAGGACUAAGGGGAUCAAGUUGAAGUCUCCUGCUGGCUUUUCCUAAAAGCAUAUUGUUCCUUAAGGUAUGCAACAAUUUGCCCAUACUAGCAGUCACAGCUGAUCAUAUUAGCAAACAAGCAUAGGAACAUCAAAACCAGAGAGCCACAGAUCACUCCACAAUAGCAACAAAGGUUUUCCAUAAUCGUGAUAUAUAUAUCUCUUACAAUGAAUCAAAACUUACUAAUACUAGUACAUUUUUUUUCUUCUUCAAUAUAGUGCCAUGGAGCUCUAGGUAAGUAAUCGUAUUUCGCCUGUUGUUUCAGACGAGAGUAGAACAAGCCGCGGAAGCGGGGUCGAAGAGGGCAGGGAGCAGGUACUUCCUUGCGUUCACUCCAUUGGCAUUGUAGCUCGCCCCGGUGGUGGAAUCCAGCAAAAGCUCCCCGGCGUAUCCCGGAUAGGCUCCCUUUCCAUAGACACCGGUGCAGGCGGAUGCAGCCUCCAAUGGCGCCUCUUUGGGACCCUGGAAGUACCCGUUCCCAAACGGGUUGGUCGCGGUUCCGGCCAGGAGACCGGCCAGAUUGAUGAUGAUCCCGUCCAUUCCGACGUCGUUGUUCGGGGAAACGAGUGGAAGGGACUGCGGGCCGUAGAUUGGCUGGUGGAACGGCCACGCGCAUUGCCCUGGACACUGCUUCUCCGAGUUCCCUACCCAUAUGUAAGCAAACUUGGACACCUUCUUCUCCCCGCCACUGAUUUUCCGGGUAGCAGCAGUGCUGAAAGAAGAUCCGUGGGUUCCGCACUUGCUGGAGCAGAACCCUUCCACGGCGACGUCAGAGGAAGUCAGAACCACGUUGAUGGCGUUGGAUUGGGCGCCUUUUGAUGCCAAUUGCACGAUUUGCUUGGAGGAGAGGGAUUUCCCCAUGGAGUAACUCUCGUCGAGGAUCUGGGUGGUCAGAGACAGCGAGAGCGAAGAAGAAGAAGAGUGUUUGGUGGUAGAUUUGAUGAGGUGGUAGUAUUUCUCUGUGGAUUUCCACCAGCUCCCGACGGAAGGCUGCUGCUGCUUGGAGGAAGAGGAAGAUGCAGGGGAGGUGAGGGAAGCGACGAAAUCGGAGACGAUGGCGCGCUGGGAUGGCUUGAAUUUCCCGUACCAGAUGAGAUUGACGGCGAUCUUGCCGGUGAGAAGAGCGCCAUUGUGAUACUGAAACGCCGUAUCGUCGUCGCUACUCCCGGCAGUUUGGUCGGCGGCAUUGAGCGAUCUGGAGGCAGAGGAGCCCAAAUGAAGCAGAGUGCAGAGGAUGAGAAUGUGGGGAAGGAAGCGUGUUGUUGAGGGAAUCGCCAUGGUAAGUUUCUAUUUCAAUCUCGAAAGGUGAGGAAAUGAGAAGAGAGCUGAGAAGGGCAAGAAGGUGUUGUGGUGGAGAAAACUGGAACGGUGGAGUGCGGUAUAUAUAGCUGCACCUGCUGGCUGUAGAUGUUGUCGGGAAAGAGUGAGUGGAUAGCCACUAAUUGCCAGGCUGGCCGUAGCUCACACCAUUUUGGGAACGCGUAGCAGCGUAAUGUAAAAAGUGAGAAGUGGUGAGCUGUGGGAGUUGGCUUUGAGGUUUGAACAGUGGCAGGCAGGGGACCAAACCAACCAGCUAGGUGCUUACUGGAAAGCCAUCAACAGAAUCCAAUGGAUACAUACAGUGAGUCGCCAGCUGGGUGACCGAAUUAAAAUAGAUAUAAUAGUAAUAUUUUAAUAAUAAUAAUAAAUAGGUCUCCAACCAGAAGACAAAAUGCCAAUUAAUGAAGUGGCCGCCGAAAAGUACUUCACUGGAUAAUUUAUUUGGGAAUAUUAGCUUAAGGGUUUGUUUACUGGUGAGGAAAUUGUGUUGGGGAUUGAUUGGUUUUGGAUUUUAGUUAAAGUGGGUCCAGGAUUUUUUUG
Molecule: messenger RNA, 5445 nt
Organism: Linum tenue
Lineage: Eukaryota; Viridiplantae; Streptophyta; Magnoliopsida; Malpighiales; Linaceae
Source: the annotation of a GenBank genome assembly